Molecule: messenger RNA, 2619 nt
Organism: Chlamydomonas reinhardtii
Lineage: Eukaryota; Viridiplantae; Chlorophyta; Chlorophyceae; Chlamydomonadales; Chlamydomonadaceae
Exons: 12
Coding region: 85-1755 (556 amino acids)
Source: RefSeq, a predicted model, not a curated record
CAACUGUACACUGUCUGCAUAAUAGUUCAAAGUGUCUUGUGUCCUAACCACUAAAACUGCGCUGGUGCCCCAACACCUGGUACAAUGUCGGAGUCGGCGGAGGAACCGCAGCAGCAGCCAGACAUGGCGGAGCUGGCGACGGACGAGCGAGUGCAGCAGCCCGAAGAGGCAAAGCCACCAGCUGAACGUGAGGAGCAGGUAGCGGCAAGUGCAUCUGGAAGGGAGCCCGAAGGAGCAGCGGAGGCAGCAGCGGCUGAGCCCGAGCUGGCAGGGGAGUUGGCGCCCCCAGUCGAGGACGGGCCCACGGAGGACGCGGCCCCCUCGGCCGAGCAAACGGCUGAGCAGCCGGAGCAGCAGCAACCCGCCAUAUCGAGGGGUUCGGCUCGCUGGGACUCAGGGCUCGGCGCCAGCUCGCGCGAGCAUGUCCAGGACGCGAAUGCGGAUUUUGUGCGGGUACCCAGCGUCGCGUCGUCCGCACACGGAACAGAACAAGCUCCGAUGUAUCAAGAAAAUACAUCAGCAAAGGACGAUGCAGCUCAAGCAGGCGACCCCGCUCUGGCAGGCCAUCACUCGCGCAACCUCAUCAUGGACACGCUCACAGCGCUGCGCGCUGCCACGGAGGAUGACGUUGUGGCGCAGGUGCCCCGCUACGCGGCGCCCUCCAUAGCAUCCUCGCUACCCUCAUACCGUAACGGGGAACAGGAGUUUAUCUUCCGAACGUUCGCGGUGGGCAACUACGAUAUGCUGCGCCACCUGCCCGCCACCAUCCGGGAGCAGCAGGUGCACGUGACCCGCACCGCGCGGCAAGACGCCACGCGCACCUUCCUGCUGCCGGGCCUGCUGGGCACGCAGCUACGGCACCGCAACAACCCCGAGAACCAGCAGGGCCUGUUCAGCACGUUCGAGUACAUCCCAUCCAAGUACUCAUUGGCCGCGGACAUCGCCGCCAAGGAGCGGGUGGCGGCGGAGGCCACGCGGCUGGCGGUGGGCAAGGGCAAGGAGUUCGCGCCCGCCAUCGCUCCCCGCAUGCACAAGAACGAGGACUUUGUGCCCGGGCGCGGCUACAUCUACCUGUCUGGGCCGGAGGAGGACACAGAGGACAUGCAGCUGUCGCAGAGGUCGCAUCACGCCGCCGCACACGUGAACCCGUCCUUCGUGCCUGCGGGCGGCCAGAAGCUUGGUGCCGAGGUGCCCACGCGGCUCAUGGCCACGACCAUGAUGAAGAGGCUCAAGCGCACGCUGGAGGCGGACUGGGAGGGCGCGGUGAUCAGCAUCUUCGAGAACGAGCAUGACUGCUGGGUGGUGUGCUUCCAGGAGGCCUCUGUGGACUCGUUGGAGGGCCUGGCCGCCUACAUGAACGUGUUCAUCCGCUCCAACCCCCUGGCCACAGAGUUCAAACUCAACAGGGUGGUGGAGUUCUGGGGCAACACGCCCGGCGACGGCUGCGCCUACUACGUGGUGCGGCCGCCCUGGGUGGCGAACGACCGCCUGCAGACCUUCUUCACGCUGCACCCGGAGGAGAAGGACUACCGCACCAGCUUCCCCGUGGUGCUGUUCGAGCAGCAGCGCGCGGCGCGGAACAAGGACACGUCGGACGCCACGGAGCAGCAGCAGCAGCAGCAGGCGGACGCGGCGGCGGAGGCGGAGCGGCGCCUGGCGGGCCAGUUGUCCAUCAAGUCGCUGCAGUCGCUGCCCUCGGGCGGUGCGGCCGGCUCCUCGGCACUGCCCUCCGCGCGCUCGGUGGCGGGGCGGUGAGGAGGGCGAGGGCAGCGAGAACGGAAUGGUGUGUGCGGGGAAGGGGCGGAUGAGGCGGUGGCAAGGUUGUAGCGUUGCGUGGGCGGGUUUGGGGGCAUUUCAGCAUUCUCGGAAAGAAGCAUAUGACACUGAAGGGGAUGGUGGGUGGCGAGCGGCAAGGCACUGCAGGGAAGCACUUUUGGGGAUUGGGCAUGGGGGGUAGCGUAGAUGGCUGUCAAGACUGCAGCCACAACGCUUCAAGCGUGUAACUGCGUGUGCAUUUGGAGGAGGACCGAGUUGUGUGCUGAAAUUGUGUGGUAAGGGCUCACGACGAGUCAGCUGUGUGGUGGGUGUGGGUGCGUGCAGGACCAUGCUGCAAGACUACGGUACACGCAGUGCGCGGUGCCGUAGAUAGGGAUCUGGAAGUGGCGGCCGUGACGCGGAAGCUGCAGACGCGUUGGUGGUGAUGAUGAAGGUGCAGGGGCAGGGUGCGCAGGCAACAGGCUGGGCGUGUGGGUUGGGUGGUGGCGGGGCGUGCGUAGGAGCCGCGGAGACGGCUGAACUGAGACCGAGGGUGUCCUCCACCGCGUUCGGGUUUGCUCUGUGUCGACACGCAGCACGUGACCGAGCAGGACUGCAUGUCGUGACCUGCAAGGCUGCAACAUCGUGUUGGCCAAGCCGAGUACUGUAUGCUAUGCGUGUCGGGGCGCGUGAUGUGGCUUGCUUCGUGAUGGGGCUGAAGCGUUUCUGCGGCUGCUACAGCCACGCCUCGGCCCCGAUUGCUCCGCUUCACUCGAUUUUGCGCGACACAGCCACUUCAAUUAUUGAGAAUGCGCGCGGCUGGCAAAGCGAUGACGAUGUACCAGUUCCUGAGCCCCCGGUUCC